Aspergillus glaucus CBS 516.65 is the source of this 1878-nucleotide messenger RNA. RefSeq lists its product as uncharacterized. Lineage: Eukaryota; Fungi; Ascomycota; Eurotiomycetes; Eurotiales; Aspergillaceae. The transcript is spliced from 5 exons. Bases 1 to 1878 code for a protein of 625 amino acids. The record is from RefSeq and is a predicted model, not a curated record.
AUGGAUUCAAAUUGCUCUUCACCACCGUCAGAGUCCUUCUUUCCCCCUUCAUCUUCUUCACCUUCACCUCCUCUCUCAGUGUCAUCUACAUUACCCUCUGCCACACGACGGCAAUACACUGCAUUCAUCAUGCUAGGUCCAUGUACAGUCGGAGAUGGCGAUUACAGUUGUCCAUGCAAGCAAGGGAUAGUCCCCGGAGUCAUCGACUCAAAUUUCAAUGAUGCUCAGAGCUGUAAGAAGUGCUGGCAUCCAAUAGCCAUGCACCUUGAUUAUGGUCUUCCAAGUUGGAUUCAUCCCCGGACGAAAUUGGUCAAUGAGUUGAUAGAUCGACUUCAUUACUAUCAUAUCAUUCGAGUGCGUGGCACGCCAGCUUCCGGGAAAACAACUGUGAUGAACCUUGUGGUCAAUCAGCUGCUUGAGAACUAUGGCAAGGAAAAGCCUAUCUAUGUUCUUACAGAUUGGGAUGAGAGCAUAGUUAGGGGAAUAGGCGGCUGGGGUGCAUACUUAGAGCACGAGACAGGUGUUCAUGGUGAUAAGUGGCUCACCUACCCCGCCUAUCUAAUUAUAGAUGAGGCACAAAUGUCGUACUGGGAUGGCGCACUUUGGACAGAUCUCUUCAAACGUAUUGUGCCCCUUGUCAGCCCAUACAUCCUACUCUUCACAUCAUACGGCUCGCCAGGUCGGGGCUUUGUGGGCUUCAGCGAGCAAAAGCAUACACAAACACCCUUGAUAUUUGCCCCUGACCAGCAGAUAUCACUACGAGCAGAUGAAAAUGUCAGAGAUUACAACCCGUGGCGAGCACAUUUAUUGACGCCAGUUGGUCUGCUACUUGACCAAGAUGAAGCAUUGGAAGUGGUGACAUUAAUCACAAAACAUAUGCAGCCACGUCCAUCUUUGACAGAAGACCUGAAGAAGGGACUGGCUUCGUUCAGUGGUGGGCAUAUAGGAUUACUCGAAAGUCUGCUAGGUGCCCUAAAAGGUGUACCAGAUAUUUAUGACAUUGUGCGGAAAGGUAGGUUGCUUGAUUGGAAGACCGUGGCUGGAGCUCUCUUUGGUCGACCUCGAGCGCUCUUUCGACACCUUUCUGGUCAGCCAUUUGCUAGGGGCUUGCCUAGACCCGAUCAAGUACAGUCAAGUGAUGUAAUCAGAGUUUUUAGAAGGGCUAUUCUUUGCAAUGGUGUCUUUAGGUCUGAAGCUGAAAAGAAAGAUCGGGGAUUUCAACAAGCUCUUGAAAAUAUUUGUCGCAAUGGAUGGCUGCAUGAAGAAAAAUUAGGUUGGGAUUCUCACUAUGUAUUUGCCAGUCGAGUACACUGGUGGUAUUGUAACAUGCUCUACAUGGCUACAGAGUGUGACAAUGAGAUCAAACACAGUACACCACUUGAUCUCGCAAUUGAUGCUAUCAGGCAUUUCAGACCGUCUCAGCUGGCAGAUGCUCCCCGCUCAAGUACAACUCCUGUUGAAGAUCAAUAUCAAAAAGAAUUUUAUCGCUGCCUAAUACCAAUACUCAGCGGCCAUGUUAUACUGUCCCCAGAGUUUGGGAUUGGGGAAACCACCAAAGGUGGUGGGAUGAUUGAUUUCUUCAUUGAACAGAAGAAUUGGGGUUUUGAGCUUCUAAGGGACCGUGAUCGCCUGGUGGAACAUAUGAAACGGUUUGAACCUGAAGGGCAGUACUACAGCAUGAUAAAAUCUGGGGAAAUGAAAGAGUACAUUGUCUUGGAUUUCAGAGUUUCACAACCGACAAAAGCCCGUCCAGAAUAUGCGCACCGUCUCUACCACGUUGUUUUCUCUGAACGGUACCGACAUGUUGAUAUUCUUGAAGCGGGUACCCUCAGCAGUGUAAGCUCCUUUACCACGCCAUCAGAGGAUAACGGGUUAUGA